UUUUUUUUUUUUUUCUUCUUGACAGAAAAUCCUCGACAUCACAAAUAUAUCAACUAUGGCAACCAUCAACGAAGAUCAAAUCAGCGAGUUCAAGGAGGGCUUCAGCUUGUUCGACCGCAAGGGCAACGGAACCAUCGAGGCAUCCUCCCUCGGCGACCUCCUGCGCGCCAUGGGUCAGAACCCCACUCAGGCCCAAGUCCGUGAUCUCGUCGCCCAAGCUGACCCAUCAGGCUCGAACCUCAUCAACUUUGACACGUUCUUGAAGGUGCUGAUGCGUCCGGACGGAUUCAAGCCUGCGGGGACAUACCAGGAAUUCAUCAACGGCUUCAAGGUCUUUGACAAGGAGGGCAACGGAUACAUCUCUGUUGGCGAGCUGCGUUAUGUGCUGACAAACUUGGGCGAGAAGCUGACGGAUGCCGAGGUCGAUGAGCUGAUAAAGGGCGUUGAGACCGACAAGAGCGGAAAGGUCAAUUACGAAGAUUUCGUCAAGAUGAUCUUGAACUCGUAAACAUAUAACCCCUCCCCUCCCUCUCUUCAGAAUUCGAUUAUUUUUUUGUUCUCCUUUUCUUUGUCGCCAGAUUUCCGUGCCGUAGUGUCUUUGUUUUUUCUUUCUCAUUCAAAAUGUAUACCUAAAAAACCGAACUCAUCAUUCAACGGAUUCGUCGGGACUGUAAGGCACAUAAGCAAACCAUUCAAAAACUCCAACGAAAAUAAAAAAAACUGUAGUUGCGAAUACGACAACGUUUCUGUCGAUUGUAUUUAAAC
This is a messenger RNA of Gamsiella multidivaricata, 765 nucleotides long. RefSeq names its product EF-hand protein. Gene Ontology annotation, cellular component: myosin II complex. Gene Ontology annotation, molecular function: calcium ion binding. The coding region runs from base 56 to 508 and encodes 150 amino acids. Gene Ontology annotation, biological process: mitotic actomyosin contractile ring assembly. NCBI's taxonomy places the organism in Eukaryota, Fungi, Mortierellomycota, Mortierellomycetes, Mortierellales, Mortierellaceae. The record is from RefSeq and is a predicted model, not a curated record. The transcript is spliced from 6 exons.